AGUUGGCGUUGAUCUGUUCAACAAGGAAGUUUGGUAGAUUGCAUUUCGCUUACUGCGUUUCGGUAGGUGUUGAAGGAUGGCAGAUUGAUGCGAGAAAAGAUGGAGCUCAGAAGGAACUUGAGAGAACACGUGCGUUAGCAGAAAUAUUGGCGGCUGUUCUUGCUCGAAUUGAUAGCCUACUAAGUAGAGGUGUCACAGAUGAAGGACUCGACAGAAUUCUUCAACAGACAUCUUGUAAUAUAUCAAAAGAAGCCGCCAGAGAAGUGUUGACUAUUUGCCAACAACAAGCAAAGAAAUCAGUCCGAGAUAACAGCCAAGCCUAUGCAGCAGUGUCGUUUGUAACAGGCGAUAAAACACAGCAACAUGUUGAUGCCAUUGCUUCCAUUACGGAUGUAAAGCCCGAUGAUAAGUCAUGUUUGGAGUCUACGGAGGGUGAAGAAUCAGAUAUCUUUGUGACUGCUGGGGGCGACCUUCCUUGCCAGUUUGUGUAUUAUGUCCUGAUCAGGACUCGGCCACUCACAGAACAGAAACUAAGAAGUCUGACAGACGGUGUCCUACGCAAAGCUGAGAAUGAUAAGAUAUCAAGCAUCGCCAUUCCUCCAACUGGAUAUGGCAUGGACUCUUUAUCAACGGGCGUGUUGGCUAGAUCCAUCAUUGACACGGCGUUGAAUCAUUCAUCGGUGUCCCUUGAUGAAAUAGUGGUGUAUGCGGAUGAAGGCGAGGUGGAGUUGAUUAAGGCAUUUACAUCUGAGAUUGACAAGCGCCCGCAACUUGGGGAAGGCAGACCACUCGGGUCUUCCUUUUCUGUGACCAUUGUCAAAGCGGAUAUUGUCCAUCAGGAUGUUGAUGUAAUUGUAAAUUCCACUACCUCGAGUCUCAGAUUGGCAAGUGGGCAACUAUCUGCAGCAAUAUAUAAAGUUGCUGGAGACAGCAUACAAGAAGAGUGCAGGGUCAACUAUCCCACAGGUGUUAAGAUGGAAGAGAUAGCCGAGACUUCAGGAGGUCUUCUACCGAGUCGGAGAAUAUACCACACGUCCCUGGGAGGUUGGUCAGAGCAGAAUUACAGAGCGUUUUUUGUUAAGUGUCUGAUCAGGGCCUCAACCUCAAAUCUGAAGAGCAUCGCCUUUCCUCUGAUUGGUACUGGGAUCUUGAAAUAUCCUUGCGAUAAAGUGGUAAAAUGUAUCUUCGAGAGCUUUGAUGAAUUCAAAACAAGCAACCCUCACACAUCCCUGUACGAGGCGCGUGUUGUGGUGUAUCCAGAAGACACGACAAGCUUAGAGAUCUUUGAGGGUGUUCCUCCCAUUGAAGGGGUCGAGGUAGCAGUAGUCCCAGCAACACACGAAUGUACAAUAAAGACAGCCGUGGGCAUGGCUGGACACAUCCAGCUGCCUGCACACUGGAGUCCAAUGACUGAGGAACAGUUUGUGAGCGAAGUACAGCUGGAACCUGAAGAUAAAGAAUACACAUUGGUGGCUAGAAAAUUCAAUACAGGUGUUAACCAUCGGUUUACCAUUGUCCAGAUAAAGAGAAUCCAGAACCGCACACUUUAUCUCCAGAACAUGAUGCUUCGACACAAGAUGGUGACAGAGAACCCAGAUAUGGAUGUUGAGCAACACCUAUGGCAUGGAACAAAGGGUGAUUUUGUAACCAGUAUCAGUGUCCAUGGUUUCAGUCGCAGCUAUGCAAAAGUCCAUCGCUUUGGAAAGGGAACUUAUUUUGCUGUCAACACCAGCUACUCUGCUCGUGACCUGUACUCUCCUCCAAAUGAAGAUGGUACCAAGCACGUCUAUUACGCGUCCGUCCUCACUGGACACUUCACUAAAGGACAAGAAGACAUGGUAGCUCCCCCUUCUCGAGGCCUCGAAGACCCAAAUGUCCUGUACGACAGUUUGGUUGACAACGUGGAUAAUCCCAGUAUGUUCGUGGUGUUCAACGACGUCCAGGCCUAUCCCAAGUACCUCAUCACUUUUCGGGAGUGAAGAAGAACAGGGAAACAGUGUAAAGAAUGUGACUCUCUGAUGUUUGAAUUUGUGUCUACAUACAUAACUGUUACACGACACGCAAUCAACCAUGUCAACUAUCCUCAACACCCGAUCCAUUUGGACAGCUCGUCCGACAAGAACUGGGUAUUUAUUCUCAACAUACGGUCAUUCAAGCUGUUAAUGUGUGUGCUACAUAUGCAUAUAUGAUUUAUUCUAAUAUUUCCCUACAUUCUUGAAUAUAGUUCAUGUGAUUUAACCAACAAUAUUCCAUACUGUUUUGGGUACGGCAACAGUCGAUUAGCUCAUGAAUUUUUGUUUAAAACAGAUGAGGAUGUUUCAGAUUGUUUUUUUAUUAUGAAGUAACAAAUCGGAAAGAUCCUUUUAUCUGGUUAAUUGGUUGAUUGCUCGUUCUUUUUACUUAUAAUUUGAUUUUCAAUACAUCUUUAGGAAUCUGAUCUGUGUAAUAAGUUGUAAACAUGAAGUUCUGAAUAACUAUCUUGCUAUUUUUUUAUAUGGAAAGAUACACUGUUGAUGUUUUCUUGUUACUUUCUGGUUUGCUUUUCAUUGUGAUAUUUACCGUAAUGAUUUAAUGUACUGACAGAUUUUACAAAUGUAUGUUUUGUUCUGCUUGGUGUAUAGCUGUGAUAUUACUGCUUGAAUAUAAAAUUUGAACUAUUUUAGUAAACAUAUGACACACCAACUGAUCAAAUGCUUCUAAAGUUUUACCCGCUCAAUAUUGCUAUAGGGAAAGCGUCAAUAAACGAAAGAGGAUGUAAACGUCUUAGGACGCAUGCAUAUACUACAACCACAAUGUUCAACAAUGUCUGGAUAACUGAAAACAUUACAGUACCUCGAUCUUGCGUUUGAACAAAGCGGCUUACCGCUUGCAUGAAACUACAGGCUUAUAUACAUAUACCCGGUUGACUGGGAUUAAAAGAAUAACAAAAGUACACAAAAAGUAAGAAUAUAUCAUGUUGUUCCGGAAAUCCGGGUUUUUUUUCAUUGUUUACUUUAAAUACUUCCAGCGCUGGAUGUAACAGAAACAGUUGUCAUGCACUUUAUUUCGGGUUUGCUUCAUAAUUUUGGCUGAAAAUGCAUAUGAAUGUGUGCCUUUUACUUGGAAACAAGUUUUCAUUAUUCUUAGAAUAAUUGACAUUUAAAUACGUUCUACUUUUUUUUAAGCUACAUGAUUGAAACUCGAAAUUUCGUUGUCUUAUGUUCGACUUAAAGUCAUAUUAUUAAUGUCAAAUGUGGUAGUUGGUUGUUUAACGCCGCACUCAGCAAUAUUCCAGCUAUAUGACGGCGGUCUACAAUAAUCGAAUCUGGACCAGACAAUCCAGUGAUUAAUAUCACGAGCAUUGUUCCACGAAAGUGGGAUCGAUGACAUGCAUCAACCAAGUCAGCGAGCCUGACCACCCGAUCGCCUUUUAUGGCAAGCAUGGGUUGUUGAAGAUUUAUUCCACCCAGGAUCUACCCAUGGGUCUCAAAUAUGGUGGAAUAAACAAUGUAGGUUAUAGUUUGUGUAUGUCAAUGUGUCAUAACUCAACACAUGUUUGUUUCAAAGAAUACUCAUGUUGGCAUAUAUAUAUAUAUAAACAUUUUACCAUUUAAUUC
This is a messenger RNA of Haliotis rufescens (red abalone), 3596 nucleotides long. RefSeq names its product protein mono-ADP-ribosyltransferase PARP14-like. The transcript has 18 exons. Gene Ontology annotation, molecular function: transcription corepressor activity; NAD+ poly-ADP-ribosyltransferase activity. Gene Ontology annotation, cellular component: cytoplasm; nucleus. The record is from RefSeq and is a predicted model, not a curated record. The coding region runs from base 615 to 1979 and encodes 454 amino acids. Gene Ontology annotation, biological process: negative regulation of gene expression. Lineage: Eukaryota; Metazoa; Mollusca; Gastropoda; Lepetellida; Haliotidae.